AAAACCAUUUUAAUUAUUUUUCAGUGUAUGUGAUAUGAUUUGUUUUUCUCAGCUUUAUCCCGAGGUCAAGGUCUGCAGUUCAUUUGAACCAGCUAUCUGUCUCAUUUUUGUAAGAGUCCCAGGAGGCAAUGGUCAUACGUUGUAACUUCAGCCUUCAGAGACGCAAGAGUACAGGGUCCAGGACUGCGAUGGACAGCACGGAGCGCUCACAAUCUCAGCGCCUCUGACAUUGACAAGACUCCUUCAGGACAAACCAUACCCAGUCUCUGUCUGCGUCCUAAGCGUGUUCCACCGGAGCGUCCCAACGGAAUAAAAAGCACGGAAAACCUUCCGCGCAGCUGGGGUAACAUUCCUGAGUGUGGAGAGCUGUCACCGUCGGCGCCCGCUGCGCCCGGGCGUCUUUGCGGCAUCUGAAGUGAUGGCACCGCAGCCAUCGGGGGCCUCGGAGGCCCGGGGCCGGGGCGCACGUGCACGUCCUCGCCCUCCGGGGCCCAGCGGCGCGGGGCCAACGACGGGCAGGUGGGGACGCGGGUUCGGGUCCCCGGGGUCCGGGAAUUGGUCCCCGCGGCGUAGAGCCCGGCGGUUUUUCGGGAGUGUCGGCGUCAGCUGCGGCGCCGGGUCGCGGUGGAGACGCCGCUGGAGACGGGACCCCGGGGGCGGGUCGGGGGUAUGGGGCGCGCGGCACGUACCCCGACCUGCUCGGCCUCGUCGCAGAGCUGCAGGCCCGGCGGUACACGGCCAGGGCGCGGCCGCCUCCCUGCCGCGGGCGCAGGGGGUGCCGUCCCGCAGCGCGGGGACCGGAGCCGCUCCGCGUCGCGUGUGUUGGGAGGCGGCGACACAGCGAAUUCAGGAACCGCCGGGCCGAGGGGCGCUCCGGGGGGACCCGCAGGGUCGGGCCCGCAUGCAGCCGCCCGCGGAGCCCGCGCCGCUCCCGGGGCCCUCCGGGCGGCGGUGCUCACCCCCUGCGUGGCGCCGGGCAGCCGGCCGGGCGGCAGGGGCGGCAGGGGCGCGCAGGGCCCGGGCGCUGGAAAGCGUGGGCUUGGAGCCGGAUGAGACCGUCUGGCUCCUUCCGAGGGGCGCGGCGUGGGCGCGUGCCCGGCGCUGGGGCCGCGGCCGCAGGGCUGCCGGGCUCUGGGAGGUCAAGACUCAAAUGGCGCGGGCGAUUCCUGCCCGGGCAGAAGGCGAGCCCCCACGCCCCGCGCCCCGGGAACUCCGGGCAGCUCCCCCGCCGCCUGCCCCCGAGCUCUGCGGGCCGCGCGCCCAGGUCCCGCCAGACGCUGCGCGGAGCCCCGGGGGCGCGCGGGUAAGGCGCGGCCCGGAGUGGACGUGCUUUCGGUUAACCGAGGGCUUUGCAGGGGGACCCGGCGGCUCCGGGAGAGCGGACCUGCCCGCGCUCGGGGAGAGGCCGGGCCGGGAGGCCGGGCACGGCGCGCAGGCAGGAGCGCGCCCUCGCGGCUGAGCGGUCCUGCGGUGACUCCGCCGCGGCUCCCAAACCCGCUGCAGCCAUCCAGGUUUACGGCCGACCUGUGUCACCAGCGCAUAAAUCACUGUCAGCCCGCUGCGUCGGCGGGUGCCGCGCGCGCCGGUCGCCCUGGCCACGCGGGGCCCUGGGCAGGUUAACGCCCGGGGGCGCGGCGCGAAACUUGCCCACCCGGAGCACUGACCCCGAACCUUGCCAUCCGAGUCUCGGUGGCUCCAAAUACGCGUUGCACUUUCACAGACACGCAGCGGGGACUGGGGGAGAGGGUUCAGCAACCGAGCGUGUCUGCUCGCCGCGGCCUGAUGGUGGUCCGGCAACGCAAGCGCGCAUCCUCGGGUCUCAGUCUGUGCACGGGGAAGCCGAGCCCCGCAAAGUUAACGCGACUUUCUCUCUAGUCCAAGUGCUGCUCGAUCCUGAGGCUCUGGAUUCCCGCCCUCACCGCCUGGCCGGCUCCCCCAUCCCGCUGCUCAAAUGCAGUCGGUUUUAGAGAAACCAGGCUCUAACCGCGCGUGGGAGGAAGGGUGCACUGUUCGCCGUCGUUACAAUUUAUCAGUAAGUUUCAACGCAGUAUUUCCAUCGUCCCAGGAACGCACUUCAGAGCUUUCCUUAUUUUAAGCCUUAAAAUUUCAGAGAAGAGGAAUCUCAGGCGAUUGCACACAGAUCAGGCUGCUACACCCUAGUUCACCGACCAGCUCUUGGGCCCUUGGGCGGUGGGUCCCUGGCACCCACCCAGGCCAGGAAGGCAGUUCAGCGCCCAGGCGGAGGCCCAGGGCGUCGCGGGCUGGGAGGCCCGCGGUCAGGCAAUCAACCCUCACCUUCUCCUUCGCUA
Molecule: messenger RNA, 2309 nt
Organism: Manis javanica (Malayan pangolin)
Lineage: Eukaryota; Metazoa; Chordata; Mammalia; Pholidota; Manidae
Source: RefSeq, a predicted model, not a curated record